AUGAAGGGUUUCAGACAGAGAGUGCAUGAUCAGCUGUCGCGGGCGAAAGACAACAAGUCAUCGAAAAAGAAGGACUCCAACUCCGCUUCCCAGAACCAAGCGUCUCUUGGCGUCUCCAACGCACAGCAAUCUACCUCUCCUAGCCAAGGCACACCUACAUCGUCUACGACCUCACUGAACGACCCGCGCAACAAGUCCCCCGACAAUACCUCACCCGCUGGGGCUCCUGCGGGCGGCGCGCCCCACCCUGGCACCCCAGUUCAGCAUUACAUCCCACAAGCCGGCGCCGCAGGCCAGCCCUCCAAGCACGCAUGUUCCUCCCCCGGUGCUGCAGAAACAAUGCCCGGUGACCUCGCACCCCCAAGGAAGUCUCACGUCUUCGACCGCCUGCAGACCACACCCAAGGACAUGUCGGAAGGCAUCCGGACGCCCAAGCGCCAGCACUCUUCACGGUUUGACAUCUCCGAUCAGCGCCAAAGAGAGUUGGAGAAGCUUCCAGGCUUCCACGAAGUCCCUCCUAACCGGCGCCAGGACUUGUUCAUGCAAAAGAUCGACCAGUGCAAUAUCAUCUUUGACUUCAACGACCCAACGGCCGACAUGAAGUCCAAGGAGAUCAAGCGCCUGGCAUUGCACGAGCUUCUGGACUAUGUUGCCAACAACAGGUCCGUUAUCACAGAGCCCAUGUACCCUCGGGUGGUAGAGAUGUUUGCCAAGAACCUGUUUCGUCCCAUCCCCCCACCUCUGACUCCCCAGGGUGAAGCAUUUGACCCGGAGGAAGACGAGCCUGUUUUGGAGGUCGCUUGGCCCCACAUUCAGGUUGUAUAUGAGUUCUUCUUGAGGUUCAUCGAAAGCCAGGACUUCAACACAAACAUCGCGAAGGGUUACAUCGAUCAUCAAUUUGUUCUUUCGCUGUUGGAUCUCUUCGAUUCGGAAGAUCCCCGGGAACGUGAUUUCCUCAAGACGACUCUGCAUCGCAUUUAUGGCAAAUUCUUAAACCUGAGAUCUUAUAUCCGCCGAUCUAUCAACAACGUUUUCUUCCAAUUCAUGUAUGAAACGGAGAGACACAACGGAAUUGCCGAAUUACUCGAGAUUUUGGGCUCCAUCAUCAACGGUUUCGCUUUGCCCCUAAAGGAGGAACAUAAGCUCUUCUUGACCCGAGUACUUCUCCCUAUGCACAAGGUCAAGAGUCUCAGCAUGUACCACCCACAAUUGGCAUACUGUAUCGUGCAAUUCUUGGAGAAGGACUCGACACUUACUGAAGAUGUCGUUCUUGGCUUGCUGCGCUUCUGGCCCAAAACCAACAGCACCAAAGAAGUCAUGUAUCUUAAUGAGGUCGAAGACAUCUUCGAGGUCAUGGACCCUGGCGAGUUCGCUAAGGUGCAGGAGCCCUUGUUCAACCAGUUGGCCAAGUCUGUUGCCAGCCCCCAUUUCCAGGUCGCCGAACGGGCAUUGUACUUCUGGAACAAUGAGUAUUUCUGCAAUCUCGUCAGCGACAACGUGGAAACAAUUCUCCCCAUCAUGUUUGCUCCUCUCUACGAGAACUCCAAGGGGCACUGGAACCGAACGAUCCACAGCAUGGUGUACAACGCCAUGAAGAUGUUCAUGGAAAUUAAUCCUCAACUAUUUGAUGAAUGCUCACACGAAUUCACCGAGCACCAGAACAGUGCCGACCAGCGCGAAAAGCCAAAGACCGAAAGAACGGCAUUCCUCCACCCCCGCCCCCCCGCUCUCGACGUGCCCGAGCCCAUUGACGAGGUUGAGGCUAUGACCCACGAGAGUCAAAAGCGACUGAACACAUUGAAGUUGCAGGAGGAACCUGACGAGUCAAAGGACCGACCCAGCAGGGAAGGAACCCCCAACUCGCGUGAUUCUAAUGUGAGAACGUCCGUUUGCUCCAGACACGACGCCGAGGCUCUAUUCGCAACAGUGGUCGGAGACGACGAAGCGGAAGCGGCAGUGAAGUUCGCCCGCGACGACGAUCGGUCGGCAGUGGUACCAGCGCGACCAAUGUACAGAUUUUGCAUCGUAGCAAUUCUACAAAAUAAUGUCUCGGAGGGAAUGGACUGCUGA
Messenger RNA from Penicillium brevicompactum, 2070 nucleotides. RefSeq names its product protein phosphatase 2A regulatory subunit RTS1. Gene Ontology annotation, molecular function: protein phosphatase regulator activity. Bases 1 to 2070 code for a protein of 689 amino acids. The record is from RefSeq and is a predicted model, not a curated record. Gene Ontology annotation, cellular component: protein phosphatase type 2A complex. NCBI's taxonomy places the organism in Eukaryota, Fungi, Ascomycota, Eurotiomycetes, Eurotiales, Aspergillaceae. Gene Ontology annotation, biological process: signal transduction. The transcript is spliced from 10 exons.